CCUCAUUUUUGGAUGUAUAUCACUGUAGUAUUGCACGCGAUGUUGUGAAGCAUUUUUAUUUUUGAGAGCAAAUCAAGAAGUAUGAAAAAAUCACACUGGUAAAUCGACAUAUACAACAACAAUAUUGCCACUUUUAACACACACAUUUACGAGAAUAGUCGGGAUAAACAUCGUGGAAUAAGAUGACAAUUUAAGUUAAGGAAACGGUUUUAUUAAUUUCGUCUGAAGUUGGAGGAUCCUUUCAAACAGUGUAUCCGUGUGUUAAGGCUGGAUGCAUAUAACAAUUUAAAAUGAAACCUCUGAAAUGUGUAUUAGUAGGCGAUGGGAAUGUUGGAAAGACAUCCUUAAUGAAGACUUAUAAAGACAAAUGUUUUCCCGGGGCCUACCUUGCGACCAUGUCCGACAGCAUCAACGUAACGAUGCAGGUGGACGAAAAGAACUACGAUCUCACGGUUUACGAUACGGCGGGCCAAGAAGCGUACGACAGGCUACGACCGCUGACUUACCCAGAUACGGAUGUGAUUGUCAUGUGUUUCUCAUUGGUAUCCAAAGACUCGUAUGACAGUAUAAGAGAUAAGUGGUUGGCAGAAGUAAAACAGUAUUGCCGGGACAUUCCUAUCGUCUUGGUCGGCACAAAACUAGAUAUGCGCAGUGGAAACAGCAAGAAAGACUUCGCCAUUAUGAACGGUGACCGCGAAUCGACGAUAGCAUUUAAUACGAUCAGUCAAGAACAAGGUCAUUGGCUUAAAAAAGAAGUAGGUGCCCGGUUUUACGUUGAAUGUUCCGCCAAAACGCAGACGUCAACCAGAGACGUUUUUGAAAGUGCAAUUAUGGCUGCUAUAAACCCAACUAAGCGGAAACAGAGAAGAAAUGGUUGCACUAUUUUGUGAUGUUGACUUAAGUUGCUCUACGUGAAGUUUAACACUUUAUAUACAAGAAUUCGUGAGUGGAUGCUAUGACGAUUUAUUGAUAGUACUUGUUCGACCAUGUAUUACUUUACUGUUUUAAUACACUAAAGGAAAAAAAAAAUGUCUUUGAGACAUUUGAAGAACAUUAGGCAUUUUUUUGCUGUGACGUACAUUUGAUUUACGAAGCUUACAUGUUCACAUUUUAAAAUCAAUUGGCUCAUUUAUGACGAUGAUAAAAUGAAUCGAAUUUGUAUCUUACUGUUACUUUAACAACACUAAAAGUGUGUCCAAAGUAAAAGAUUUUCUUAUUCCCUGCAAACAGAUCGUGUCCUUUUCUAGUUUAACCCAUUUAAGCCUAGUGGACUCUCCCUUCCUUCUAAAUUGGAUCCAUUUAUUUCCAAAAUUAGGAAUGUCUAGUACAUUUAUUUCUAUAUUUAGAAUAUUUCUUACAGAAAUU
Dreissena polymorpha is the source of this 1365-nucleotide messenger RNA. Its product is annotated as ras-related C3 botulinum toxin substrate 2-like. NCBI's taxonomy places the organism in Eukaryota, Metazoa, Mollusca, Bivalvia, Myida, Dreissenidae. The transcript is spliced from 5 exons. Gene Ontology annotation, molecular function: GTP binding; GTPase activity. The record is from RefSeq and is a predicted model, not a curated record. The coding region runs from base 291 to 890 and encodes 199 amino acids. Gene Ontology annotation, biological process: small GTPase-mediated signal transduction.